Messenger RNA from Xiphophorus maculatus (southern platyfish), 2497 nucleotides. RefSeq names its product tetratricopeptide repeat domain 24 (gene ttc24). Bases 311 to 2089 code for a protein of 592 amino acids. NCBI's taxonomy places the organism in Eukaryota, Metazoa, Chordata, Actinopteri, Cyprinodontiformes, Poeciliidae. The record is from RefSeq and is a predicted model, not a curated record. Gene Ontology annotation, molecular function: protein binding. The transcript has 13 exons.
UUAAAGGGGCAGUCCGUGUUUUCCAGGCACAACAUGGCGGCUGCAGUUAGAAAUGCUGCAUGUCCAAAUACGGCUCAAAGGUUCACAGGGUAAGCUCAGCUCAGCUCAGCUGGAGAGAAUAGCUUCGCUGGACAGGUGACACCUGGAGCACCUGGACCACGCGCUCCAUGUGUUUCAGAGACGUUUUCAGCUCAUCCUGGCCCUGUACCCUUGUGAUCUAAGCCAGCUCAACUUCACACCUGGUGAACACCUGUGGAGCGUCACUUGGAGCUGUGACUCAUCAGGUAAGCCCACCUGCUGUAGAUCCAACAUGGCCUCUGAGGAGUCUCCUCCAGGUGAGCAGGUGAAGAGGAGCAGCAGGAGGCCUCAGAAGAAGAUCGGAGAGGUGGAGGACCGGACGUGGGCCGGCCACAGAGCGCUGCAGGCCGGGCGGCCGCAGGACGCGCUGCGCUGCUUCAAGCAGGCCCUGCAGGCCGCUGUACAGCUGCAGGACUCACGGGCUUUGCGUGCCUGUUCCUUCAACCUGGGCGCCGCCUACGUGGAGGCGGGCCGACCUGGGAGAGGACUAGACCUUCUGCGCCGAAACCGGCCCGGUCCAAAAGCUGAGCGGCUCCCGGACCUGCAGUUCAACACAGCGCUGGCCCACAAUGCACUGGGGCAGUACCAGGAGGCCGUCACCCACUUCCAGCGGGCCGCUCAGCUUUACCGAUCGCAGGGAGACGGAGGCAGCGAGGGCGACGCCUGCAUGGAGCUGGGCCGCUGCUGCAGCAGAACCCAGGUGUUUUUCCAGGUAUCUUCCAGGUGUUUCCAGGACUGGCCUCAGGCGGUGCAGAGUUUCCUCCGCGCAGCAGAGAGUUAUAAAAUGGCCUCCAUGUUGGAUUCUGCAGCCGCCGCCCUUAAAGAGGCAGGAAGUCACAUGGUCCAAUCAGAUCUGUCCAACCAUGAUGACAUCAGCAGCGUGCUGACAGAGUGUCUGAGUUUGAGCAGCAGCAUCAGAGACCCGAGCAUUCUGGGUGAGCUGUACCUGUCGGUGGGCGUGGCCUACUGCCGCAUCAGGUGCUUCCAGGAGGCGGUGAGCUGCCUCGGGCGAGCCGUGGAGCCGGCAGCUCACCGCCCCCCCCUGCUGGCCAAAGUGCUGCACAACCUGGGAGCGGCGCUUAACGCCGCGGGCGACUUCAGCUCAGCUGUGGAGCGGCACCGUCUGGCCGCGCGGCUCUACGGCUCUCAAGGUUGCCGUGGUGAUCAGGCUCGAUGUUUCAGUAACCUGGCCAUCGCCUGCAGUCACCUGGGGGAUGACCAGGAGGCAGCAGAGAGCUUCAUCCUGGCACUACAGGGAUUCAGAGACACAGGUGACCGCCUGGCUGAGGUCCAGGUGUGUGAGCAUCUGGCUGAGUGUUACCUGAGGCAGAAGAAGCUGCAGAAAGCUGUUGAGCUCUACAAACAGGCCCUCAGCGCGCUCUCUCACUGCAAGGAGGCUGAAGGUGUUCAGGACCGGCUGGUGGAACGUCUGACUGCGGCUCUGCAGCUCAGUCUGACGGCGACACAGAGGCCACGCCCCCACAGGCCCCGCCCACAUCUGCCCCAGCCCCACAGCUCACCUGGUCACCAGGACGUCAGGAAGCUUGACGUGGCACGUCUGGCAGCCAAUCAGCAUUUAGAUGAGCAAAGGGUGGAGUCUCCAGGUAAGUUUUACCUUUAUUAUUUUCUUUCUUUCGUUGCUAUGGUUACACCUGAUUGUGCUCAGGAGCAAAAGCUGAGAAGAGCUCAGGUAGACAGGCAGCGGCUGAUCCAGAGGGCGGAGUCACACCUGGACGACACCUCUCAGAACCACCAGAGGAGCUGCAGCAAGGUGAGUCACCUGGACUUUACACAUCUGCUACACCUGAGCAGCAGGUCGACUGGAGCUGAAGAAGUGAGCUACCUGUUUGCGUUUCCAGGUGAGCUGUGGUUGGACAGAGCCAACCCUCACACGGACAGUGAAGCUUCUUCACCUGAGCAGCUGGAGUCCCCCCCCUCCUGUUCAGGUGAUCUCAGGAAGUCUGGUUCACCUGAGGCCAGUUGGAGGUCCUGCCUCUGUUCUCUGAUGUAGCCUUCUGAUUGGACAGUGGACUGAUGAUGUCAGACCAUCAAGACUGAGAUGUUUCAUCACAUGAUCUUCAUGCAGCUCUGCAUCCAUCAUGGCUUCCUGAUGCAGAUUUACCUCCUGACUCCCAGAUUCUAACCCAGGUAACCAGGUGACCAGGUAACCUAGGUUUGAAUCUGGGAGUCAGAAAAAAUAUUGUAUUGUCACAUGACUUAUUGUAAAUAUUACAUUUUGUAAUCCCCCGAGGAUUUUCUAAAAACUAGAAGCAGGUCGACCACCAGGGGGCGCUGGACUACACCCUAACCCUCUCCACUGGAGACAGCGCCACCUACCUGUCCUUACAAGAUCAUUGAGGAAGAGGACAGAUUGAGCUUCAUCAAUAAAUUCCUCCUGCUGCGUCUCACCUGAAUGUUU